AUGCUAAGUUACGCCGCCAGCACCAAGGCCCGCCCCUCCAAGAGCCCGCACGUGGCUCUGCCAGUUGUCGACGCCCAAGCUGACGCCGACCAACAGCCACCCGCUCUCACCCUCCAGGGCUCCGCCGCCGCGCUCCUCCUGCCGCUUGUCUCCAAACCAAGCGCCCCGCUGGGCAAGGAGGAAGACUCGGAGCGCGACGCGCCGAGGCGGCGGGCGCGCCGCGGCGCAGGCGCUGCCGGCGGCACGGGUGGCGCGCCCAGGUGGCUGGCAGCGCUGUACGUUCUGCUCAACAUCGCCUCGACCUGCGGCAUCGUCUUUGCCAACAAGCUCGUCCUCUCCACGUUUGGAUUCGCCUAUCCCGUCGCCCUGACCCUGGUCCACGCCCUGUUCACGGCGCUUGGCAUGGAGCUGAUGUGCCGUACGGGGCUGUUUGCUCGCAAGGCGGCGCCUGCGCGCCACACGCUGCCGGUGGCGCUGGCCUAUGUGGGGUCGAUCGUCUUCUCCAACAUGAGCAUCAGCUUCAACACGGUUGGAUUCUAUCAGGUCUGCAAGGUGCUCAUCACGCCCACCCUGCUGGCCGUCGAGUUCCUGUGGCUGGGCAAGCACCCCGGCCGCGCCGCGCUGCUGUCGACAGGGCUGCUCCUCACAGGCAUCUCCAUAGCCACCCUGCUGGAUAAGCAGGCGCGCAAGAGCCCGGCGGCGCCCCGCCGCGCGGCCCCACCGACCGGCCCUGCCCCUACAUCACAUACAGCUUCCUCGGCUGGCGGACUUCAGCAAUGGAGCUGCUCGGCAGCGCCUGCUUGGUGCACGCCUGUGUUGUCCAACCCACUGGGUGCGGCGGUGGGCCUCGCGUCGACCCUCGUGUCUGCGCUGUACCAGGUGCUAGCCAGCAAAAAGCAGCAGGAGCUGGGGCUGGACGCAUCGCAGCUGCUGCACCAAUCAAUGCCGGCCGCAGCCGUCAUGUUGGCGGGGCUGGUGCCACUGAUGGAGCCCCUGGGCCUGGCCUGCCCGCUUAUUGGUGGCGCCUGGGGCGGGCCCGGCACGCUCCUCGGAUACAGAUUUACUGUGGCGGCAAUUGUGGCGAUCCUGGGCAGCGCCGGGUUGGGGCUGCUGGUGAGCCUGUCCGCCUUCCUGGUAAUCGGCUCCACCUCGGCCCUCACAUACAACGUGGCGUCGCACCUCAAGACAGUCCUCAUCAUGGCGGGCGGCGUCGCGUUCUUCGGGGACGCGGCGAACGCCUCCAAGCUGGGCGGCCUCGCGCUGGCGAUGGGCGGCAUAGUGCUGUACUCGCUGCCUCGGUAG
This is a messenger RNA of Monoraphidium neglectum, 1302 nucleotides long. RefSeq names its product Solute carrier family 35 member E3. NCBI's taxonomy places the organism in Eukaryota, Viridiplantae, Chlorophyta, Chlorophyceae, Sphaeropleales, Selenastraceae. The record is from RefSeq and is a predicted model, not a curated record. Gene Ontology annotation, cellular component: Golgi apparatus. Gene Ontology annotation, molecular function: antiporter activity. Bases 1 to 1302 code for a protein of 433 amino acids. The transcript has 6 exons.